Lodderomyces theae is the source of this 2214-nucleotide messenger RNA. RefSeq names its product tRNA methyltransferase. Lineage: Eukaryota; Fungi; Ascomycota; Pichiomycetes; Serinales; Debaryomycetaceae. The coding region runs from base 1 to 2214 and encodes 737 amino acids. The record is from RefSeq and is a predicted model, not a curated record. Gene Ontology annotation, biological process: wybutosine biosynthetic process; tRNA methylation. Gene Ontology annotation, molecular function: protein binding; tRNA methyltransferase activity. The transcript has a single exon.
AUGCCAACCACAAUAAAACAGCAUACGAUCCCUGGUCAGACAUCUAAGCAGCUGCAGCAGAAGCGGAAAGAGAAAGAUCAAAGACGGAAGCAUUACGAUGAUCAACAAGUCCAAGGUACAAACAAUUCGUCAAUUGUAUCUAAACGUAGUGUUGAGAAAUUGUACUUCCCAAAGGUUCAGCCGGAGUUGGGGACUUGGUUUAGUCAUUUUGUACCAUCUCUGAAGAAGGACAGACGGUCGCCUGCUAUUAAUCGUGGGUACUGGAUACGUAUGGAGAGUAUACGUCGUACUGUUUAUAAGAUUAUUGAAAAAAGUUGGCGUGAGGGAGGAGAAUGCAGUGCUGCGAAGCAGAGGGUUGUUAAUGUUGUCAAUUUGGGGUGUGGGUUUGAUCCGUUGCCUUUUCAGAUGUUGAGUAUGAGAAAUGGGGAAGAUUGCGCUUGGGGAAAUGGUUGUGAUUUCAAUUUUUUCGAUAUUGAUUAUCCUGAUUUAGUUGAUGAGAAGCUUUCAUUGAUUAAAAAAUCAAAUGAGAUUGAGCAAUUGAUUGGAGAUGGAGUGCAGAAGGAUUCAAUGUAUAAAUUAAACACAAACAAUUAUAAAUUAAUUGGAUGUGAUUUGAAAAACUUGAGCCAGUAUCAACACAUUGUUGAUCAAUUAUUCUCAAAGAGUAAAGACUCAAAUGGCAAAGCAUUGACAAUAUUCAUUGCUGAAGUUUCAUUAGCGUAUAUGAAACCCGAAUUUGCCAACCCCGUGAUUGAGAUUUCCUCCAAAGUCGCCAACUCGAAUUUUAUAAUUUUGGAGCAAAUCAUGCCCGAUGGAGCAAACAAUGCAUUUGCAACAAAGAUGUUGUACCAUUUUGCCCAUUUGAGAAGUCCGAUCCAGUGUGUUGAGCUGUAUCCUACCAAACUGCAGCAAUUGCAACGAUUCAAACAAUACUACAACUUUGCUGAAGUGAGGAAUCUUUUUGAGAAUUGGAAAUGGCUAAUCGAUGGAAGUGAGAGCGACGAUGACAAUGAGGGUGUUGGGAUGAAGCAGAAAUUGAUGCAGGUGGAGGAGUUUGAUGAAUGGGAAGAGUUUAUCCUAUUUUGUCAGCAUUAUAUCGUGCUUCAUGCCACCAAUGAUGCAAAACAGUUGGUGUAUGAUGAUAAAUUGGUACCCGAUUUCCUGGUUGAUACUGGAAAUGAACAAAAGCAAAAAAAUGACGUUUUUGAAGUUGAUGAUGAGGUAAAGUUUAGCAUUGAUGAACGAUUUGAAACGAACCUUGAUCUUUUGCAAGUCAAAUUUCCUGCGUGUGACUCUUUGAAUGGUAAGGUUUAUGUGCAAGGCGGGUUGAAACAAACAAGAACUAAUGAGACUGUGGUUGUUGAUUAUGCAGCUGGGACAAUUGGGAGGCAGCAAAUAAAGGAUGAACAUAACCUUCCACAACCGCGAAUGUGUCACUCUUUAACCAAUGUGUGUGGUGACUUGAUCCUUGUCGGUGGAAGAACUAGACCAAAUGAUGUUAACAACGACGUUUACAAAUUUGAUGGUCGAGAUUCGACUAGAAUAGGUCAAGAUUGGACUAGAAUAGGUCAAGAUUCACCAAGGCAAAGGCACGCAGCAGUGGCUGUGCGCUGUGAUCAAGUACUACUAUUUGGUGGGCUAUUGGAACCGUCACAUACUACUGAUCUAUUUGCUUUAUUCAACACCACCACAAACAAGAUCCAACCACUUGAAAUACGAGGCGACUAUAUUGGAAAUUUGUACAGUGCAGCCAUGGUUUACAAUCAAGACAAAAAUGAAGGAUAUAUUUAUGGUGGAUUCCAUGAGUGCCAAGAACCGAAAGUCAAUGAUCGCUUGUACAAAUUCACAAUUGAUUAUGAAAAUUUCCAAAUUAGACUUGAUGUUGUGGGGCAACACUUGAUGUUUGCAAGAAUUGGAAGUCAAGGACAACUUAUUCACAAUGGGACCAAGUUGUUGAUUGUUGGCGGUGUAUGCUCAGAAACCAUCUUGACUCACAGAACAAACAUUGUCACUUUGCAAUUGGACAACAAUCCUGCUGCAUCAACUUUCAAAAGCGUUGAUAUCCCACUUGGCGUUAGCUUGAAACAUCCUCCAAUUUUGAUUGGAUUUGGAUUAGCACCCAUCAGUGAGCAUUUGAGUUUGAUUGUUGGUGGUGGUGCCGUUUGUUAUUCGUUUGGUAGUUGUUACAAUUGUGUAUAUAGAUUGGAGUAUUAA